Molecule: messenger RNA, 345 nt
Organism: Uncinocarpus reesii 1704
Lineage: Eukaryota; Fungi; Ascomycota; Eurotiomycetes; Onygenales; Onygenaceae
Exons: 3
Coding region: 1-345 (114 amino acids)
Source: RefSeq, a predicted model, not a curated record
AUGUCUAUAUGGCAAUUGAUCCCUUUGGUAGAAGAAUUCUACUUCUUCGGCACUACUUCAUUUCGCUCCUAUCGGCCGAGAAAGUCUCUUGGAAGAAGCUCCUCAGCGUAUGAUGGUGACCGUGAUGAGCUCCAACCGCUCAUUGCCGAGAGCAACUGGCCUACGGCCCUGGUGCGCAGCCAGAGAGCUAGGGCAGCGGCUCUCAGUAGUGUCGCGAGGCGUCAAGCGCAGCAGGCUACCCACUCUGGUGAGAGUGUCGGUGAUGCAAGUGGUCGACGGUCCAUCAUUCCCUCAAAACCCGAGAAACGAGAUCGAAAUUCGCAACACGGUUCUACUCAGCGUUAA